UUGAAUUGUUACCGUCACAUAUUUCGUAAGUUGUACACAACUUUUCUAUAAUGGACUGGGUAUUGCCCAAAAAAUUGGAUCUUUUGGCGUGGGACUUGUCAUUUACCGAGCUGUUUUAGCAAUGCUAAUUUGGUUUUAUGUCAGACAUUUUUGGGCCUUCAUCGUGAAAAGUUUGUUUUAAGUUAUAUUGUUAAAAUAUAAAGUUUCGAGGAUGAUAUCGUUUAAUCGAUGUACAAUUAUUUUUAUUUCGGUACUUCUAGUUGCUUCGUUACAAGCAAUAACUGUUAAUCCAUUAUGCCCGACGAAUAAAAUAGCUCCUCAUCGAAAAAUUGCGAGUUAUAAUCAGUAUACUGGUCGUACUUUUGGAGCUUUCUAUGAUUUGUUAGCUCCGAAUUAUUCGAAUAGUAAUUCUCCAUUUAAUGAUUUACAAGAAAACCCUCAAGAAGAUGAUGCAAAUGAUUGUGGUGAAAUAGAAGAUUACGAUGAAAAUGAUUUAAGUUCUAUAACACAGCAAUCACAGAGGCGUCAACAACGACACGGCCAUCGCAAUUAUUUUAACGGUUUCUUAAAUAGACCACCCCAUUCCCAACCUACAAUAUCGUCGGUGACAACCCGUCCUCAGAAGCCAAUGUAUCCUUCUACUCGACCACCUUUCUUCUCAGGAGGAUACUUCGGUAAUAAUCCAUAUAGACCGCAACCGAUACAACAUCCAUCUGACCAUGUAAAACCUGUCCACGAAAGCAAUAGCCAACAAUUUCAAGAAAUUUAUAUUCCAAAUAUUGUAGGUGGGCCCUUGAAUCAUGUGGUUGGCGUUUCGCCAGCCAAGCCUACUCGAAAACCGACACAGUACGAUGUAACUUCGUCCAGAACUCCUAGCUAUUAUGCUUAUGACACGGAAUCUACACCAACGACAUAUUACCCGCGAUUGAGGAAAAACAACGAAAAUAAUAUACUCGGCUCUUUUAUUGAUUUGCUAUUUAAAUAAAGAAACAAAAUCUGAAA
Bombyx mori (domestic silkworm) is the source of this 1002-nucleotide messenger RNA. RefSeq lists its product as uncharacterized. The coding region runs from base 212 to 985 and encodes 257 amino acids. The transcript has 4 exons. The record is from RefSeq and is a predicted model, not a curated record. NCBI's taxonomy places the organism in Eukaryota, Metazoa, Arthropoda, Insecta, Lepidoptera, Bombycidae.